AUGGCAGCAUCUCUGGGACAGGUGUAUAAGGGCCGGCUGAAAGAAAAUGGGGAUUUAGUAGCUGUUAAAGUACAGAGGCCUUUCGUCCUUGAGACUGUAACUGUUGAUCUGUAUGUCAUACGGAACUUGGGUUUGGUUCUUCGGAAAUUUCCUCAGAUCUCGAUUGACGUGGUUGGAUUGGUUGAUGAAUGGGCUGCUCGUUUUUUUGAGGAGCUUGAUUAUGUUAAUGAGGGUAAAAAUGGAACACUCUUUGCUGAGAUGAUGAAAAAAGACCUUCCACAGGUUGUUGUACCAAGAACUUAUGAAAAAUAUACUUCAAGAAAGGUCCUCACCACUGCAUGGAUAGAAGGAGAAAAGCUGUCACAAAGUACAGAAAGUGAUGUUGGGGAAUUGGUGAAUGUUGGGGUCAUAUGUUACUUAAAGCAGUUGCUUGAUACCGGUUUCUUCCAUGCCGAUCCACAUCCGGGGAAUUUGAUCCGCACACCAGAUGGGAAGCUGGCUAUACUUGAUUUUGGCCUGGUCACGAAAUUAACAGAUGAUCAGAAAUAUGGAAUGAUUGAAGCCAUAGCUCACCUUAUUCAUCGGGAUUAUGGAGCUAUAGUCAAAGAUUUUGUCAAACUUGGUUUCAUUCCAGAAGGGGUUAAUCUGGAGCCCAUCUUGCCUGUUCUGGCCAAGGUUUUUGAUCAGGCACUAGAAGGUGGGGGAGCAAAAAAUAUCAACUUCCAGGACCUCGCAUCUGAUUUGGCACAAAUAACAUUUGAUUAUCCAUUUAGGAUACCCCCUUAUUUUGCUCUAAUAAUUAGAGCAAUAGGGGUGUUGGAAGGCAUAGCUCUUGUUGGAAAUCCUGAUUUUGCAAUUGUAGAUGAAGCUUAUCCAUAUAUUGCACAGAGGCUUCUGACGGAUGAAUCCCCACGACUAAGGAAUGCAUUACGUUACACGAUAUAUGGGAAAACUGGAGUUUUUGAUGCUGAAAGAUUCAUAGAUGUCAUGCAAGCCUUUGAGAAUUUCAUAACGGCAGCUAAAAGUGGAGGUGGAGAGGAUCUAAAUGGGAAAAUGGCUGAGCUUGGCAUUCUACAAACUCGAGCAAAUUAUAUGUUUCCUGCAUUUUUAUCAGGUGCACCUCAAGUGGAGCAGCCGAUUCAAACUAGAGCUGCAUUAGCCUUUCUGCUUUCUGAAAAGGGGAACUUUUUUCGAGAGUUUCUCUUGGACGAGAUUGUUAAGGGCAUUGAUGCUGUUACAAGGGAGCAAUUAGUGCAAAUGAUGGCAGUUUUAGGGAUAGGAAAUUUCACCCCACUUUUCAGCAUGGUUCCUUCUUUGGGACCAAUUAGGCCUGCAGGAUUUCUACCCACAAUAACAGAGGAAGAUAAAGUUAUAUUGAACAAUGUUCAGAAAGUCAUUGAGUUCUUAACUGCUGGAAGUUCAACAUCAUCCAGUCAGGGUGUGAAUGUUCCUCGGGUAAUCCAAGAGCUUCUUCCUGUGAUGCCUGGCCUUUCUGCCACUGUGCUUCCUGAGAAUUCCAUACCUGUUGUACCAUGGGUACAAGAAAACUUUACACAAGAAGUGGGGCGGAUAUACGGGGGGAAGUCUUCGUCUGCUUUGUCGAGCUCUGAAACCUGA
Molecule: messenger RNA, 1617 nt
Organism: Ilex paraguariensis (yerba mate)
Lineage: Eukaryota; Viridiplantae; Streptophyta; Magnoliopsida; Aquifoliales; Aquifoliaceae
Source: the annotation of a GenBank genome assembly